Amyelois transitella is the source of this 3081-nucleotide messenger RNA. It is a transcript of the gene sll, whose product is annotated as adenosine 3'-phospho 5'-phosphosulfate transporter 1. The transcript is spliced from 9 exons. Gene Ontology annotation, biological process: transmembrane transport. Bases 164 to 1453 code for a protein of 429 amino acids. Gene Ontology annotation, molecular function: 3'-phosphoadenosine 5'-phosphosulfate transmembrane transporter activity. NCBI's taxonomy places the organism in Eukaryota, Metazoa, Arthropoda, Insecta, Lepidoptera, Pyralidae. The record is from RefSeq and is a predicted model, not a curated record. Gene Ontology annotation, cellular component: endoplasmic reticulum membrane; Golgi membrane.
AAUAAUGUCAGUCGGCGGAUGUGAAUGUUUUACAAUUUUCAUUAAAUUUAAUUGUUUAAAAAAAUGUACACAAUACAAAUUAACUAGUUAGGUGGUAAUCCUUAAUUAAGGGGUUAUAGUGCAAUACUUUAAACAUAAAUUUAAAUGUGUACCGUGUGGCAAAAUGAAAGGAAAAAUUAUAGUUGGGUUGGUAAGUAUAUCAUGCUUGCUGCUAAUACUGGUGUUUGGGAGGAUUUACAAAAGCCUCCUGGUGGCUUACGAGAAGUCCGGCAAACUCGUUGAAGAUGAUUACUCAUGGGUGGUUGUACUAUUUCUCAAUUUGGCUGGUUAUGCGACCAUCCUUCUUCCUGGCGUGAUGCUUUACAAAUACUUGGAGAAAACUAAUUAUUUUCAUAAGAUAGGAACAAAUACCAGCUGUUUAUACCGUUCUCUGUUCGCGUGUUUCGGAGACCCCGGGGAGAAGAUACCCGACACUGUCAAGUCUCCGAGAGAUGAGCCUCCGUCCAGAGAAGGGUUGGAGCUAGCGUUUUGUUUCACCGGCCUGAUGGGCGCUUAUCUGGUGUGGGGACUGUUGCAAGAGAAGAUUAUGACACAGGACUACAUAAUGCCCAACGGAGUCGUUAUUCGCUUCAACGACUCACAAUUCCUAGUGUUUGUGAAUCGCCUCUCCGCGUUUCUAGUGGCUUUGAGUCGUCUGAUAUGCUCCGGCCAGCCGCUGGUGUCGGCGCCACUCUACAAGUACUCUUAUUGUUCUCUAACGAAUAUCAUCAGCGCAUGGUGUCAGUAUGAAGCGUUGAAAUACGUCAGUUUUCCUACUCAGGUGCUAUCAAAGUCGUGUAAGGUGAUACCAGUCAUGUUGAUGGGGAAGCUGAUAUCCCGCAAGAAAUACGAACUGUACGAAUAUGUGAUCGCGGUGUUAAUAUCGUUCGGGAUGGUGCUGUUUAUAUAUGGCAGCCAUGACGAUAAAGUAUCAACAGUAACGACGAUGUCUGGCCUGACCUUACUCAUGUUAUACGUGGCGAGUGACAGCUUCACCUCGUCGUGGCAAAGCGCUUUGUUCGGCCAGUACGGCUGCUCGCCGCUACAAAUGUUGGUCGGAGUGAAUCUCUUCUCGUGCGCCCUUACGUUCUCAGCGCUGUUGCAGAACACGAACACAGCCCAAUCGCUGAGGUUGUUGCAGCACCCUAUGUUUCUGUCAGACUGCCUGAUGCUGUCCAUCAGUUCCACCCUGGGCCAGCUGGUCAUCUACCGCACCAUCUCCAAGUUCGGGGCCGUGGUGUUCUCAGUCAUCAUGACUCUCAGACAGGCGGUCGCGAUCCUCCUGUCGUGUCUAGUCUACGGCCACGUAGUAUCUCCAAGUGGAAUAAACGGCAUUAUAUUAGUGUUCGCCGCCAUUUUCCUAGGCGUCUACUGCAGGCAGCGCACGCGCAAACGAAAACCGGCCAAUGUAUAGCUGAAGUUAGGUAGGUUGAUGAAUAAAUAAUGAAAAACAAAGUUCGAACUGUAUAUAAAUGUGUGCAACGCAGAGAUGUGUAUUACAUAUGUAUAUGCAAAAUGGCUGUAAUUUCUAGUUGUUGCCAUUUUUUCUGACAAAAAAAAAGAUUAAUUUUGAAAUAAGUUUUAAUUAUUGACAUAAUCGACGUAAGUUUUUCGAAUAAAUUGGCUUGCAUUACACCGAGAAAAUAAAAAUCCUACCCAGUUAUGUUCUGAAAUAUUAGUUUUCGCCUGCCAUUUUCCUAGGCGUCUACUAAAGGCAGCGUACGCGUAAACCUAAACCGGCCAAUGUACAACUGAAGUUAGGUAGGUUGGUGUAUAAGUAAUAUUGAAAAAGUAACUGAAAAUGACAAGGUUUUGUAACGCAGUGACGUAACAUAAUGGGCAGUGCUCUGAAUUUUUUUACAUAUGUACCGCCGAGCGUGCAUGAAGAGAGUUAUGAGUGUGGAUGAAGCGAAGGAAGUAUGCAGAGAUCGUGGCAAGUGGAAAGAUGUAGUCUCUGCCUACCCUUCCGGGAAAGAGGCGUGAUAUUAUGUAUGUAUAUAUGUACAGGCAGUUUAUCCAAUUUAUGUAACAACCAUUAUUUGUUCUACACUAAAAAUAUCACAGGGGAACCAAAAAAGAUAUUAAAGAUAAAGGUGUAAAAUUGAAAAUCUAAAUGUAAAUUGGCGUGUACAAUAAAGAUAUUACAAACUAACACACAAACAUUAUUAGUCUGCAUUAAUAUGUCAAAGUCCACACUAUACUUUUUCAUAGUACACGUUCCUAUAAUUUUAAAGACUUGCAAGUAUUGUAACAUUGACAGACAAUGGACAAAUGAAAUUAAUAAAUAUUAAAAAUAAUAAAAACAAAUGUGUAAAAUAAUUUGUUUUAUCUACAAUCUUUAGUAUUUGUUUUACCUACAAUGUUUGUGUGUUCAUGCCGUAGAUUCACGUUUGACGUAAAAACAUCGCAUUUUUAUUUUCAAUUUAGAGGUACAGUGGACCAUAUCGAAAAGUAUACCAUCUUUGAUACGACUGCACUAUAUACUAGACUUUUCUAUGUGGUCCACAUUGGAUAUAAAUAAAAGGAAUAUGUACACAUUCCAAUGUUAUUCUUAUAUGUAUUUAUUAAAAAAAAUAUUAAAAAAUAUUGUUUCGCGUUUAGUUAUUAUUCGCAUAUAUAUAUAGUCACAAACUUUUGGGGUUAACUCAGUAUUUUUAUGUGAUUUAUCUCAUAAUAAAUGGACAUAAAUAAAUAAUUAUUUCCUUAAAUGCUAUAUUAGAAAAAAGUUUUAAUUUGUUAAUUAUUUAUUCGUAUUUUUUCGGACAAUAAUCGUGCACAAAGUUUUUAAAGUAGAGUGAGCCGUUACUCGAAUGUCAAAUAUUUAUCUAUACAUAUAAUAAAUCUGUAGAAAGGUCAAUUCUGUACAUUGAAAAUAUUGAAAAAAUAAAUAGCAGGGGGUGUUACUGGAUCGAUACCAAACACAAAAAUGUGAUUAAAAAAAUUUUUGUCUGUCUGUCUGUAUGUUCAGGCAUCACGUGAAAACUAACGGUUCGAUUUUGAUGAAACUUGGUAUAAUUAUACCUUAUUAUCCUGGGCGUAAAA